This is a messenger RNA of Cinclus cinclus, 825 nucleotides long. It is a transcript of the gene MSANTD3, whose product is annotated as Myb/SANT DNA binding domain containing 3. NCBI's taxonomy places the organism in Eukaryota, Metazoa, Chordata, Aves, Passeriformes, Cinclidae. The transcript has 2 exons. Bases 1 to 825 code for a protein of 274 amino acids. The record is from RefSeq and is a predicted model, not a curated record.
AUGCAAAACGAAAUAAUAAAGCCUGCUAAAUACUUCUCGGAAGUGGAGAAGAGUGUGCUGCUUGCAUUAGUUGAAAAAUACAAAUACGUGCUUGAAUGUAAAAAAAGUGAUGCAAGAACUAUUGCUCUGAAACAACGUACCUGGCAAGCCCUAGCUCAUGAAUAUAAUUCACAGCCCAGUGUAUCACUGCGAGACUUUAAACAGUUAAAGAAAUGCUGGGAAAAUAUCAAGGCACGGACAAAAAAGAUAAUGGCACAUGAAAGGCGGGAGAAGGUAAAAAGAAGUAUUAGUCCACUUAUAAAUACUCACAUCGUAGGGAAAGAGAAGAUUGCCAGCAUAAUGCCUGAGCAAAUGUACUUUUUGCAGAGCCCACCAGAAGAAGACUCUGAAUAUCAGCCUGAUGCUUCUAGUCAAGAGUCAUUUGUUGUGUCAAACAGAGAACUUUGUGAUGAAGACAAAGAGCUGGUACAUUUUCCAGUAUGUGAAGGUACCUCCCAGCCUGAGCCUUCAUGUUCUGAUGUCAGAAUAGCAGCAGAUAAGAACUACAGAAGUAAAGCAUCUCAGGAAAGUGCUCUGAAAAAGAUGCAUGAGGAAGAACAUCAUCAGCAAAUGUCGAUUUUGCAGCUCCAGUUAAUCCAAAUGAAUGAAGUUCAUGUGGCAAAAAUACAGCAAAUAGAAAGAGAGUGUGAGAUGGCUGAAGAAGAACACAGGAUAAAAAUGGAAGUGCUAAAUAAAAAGAAAAUGUAUUGGGAGAGAAAACUGCAGACCAUUACAAAAGAAUGGCCUGUAUCAUCCUAUAACAGACCCUUUCCUAAUUCUCCUUAG